This is a messenger RNA of Fomitiporia mediterranea MF3/22, 1524 nucleotides long. Its product is annotated as CobW domain-containing protein. Lineage: Eukaryota; Fungi; Basidiomycota; Agaricomycetes; Hymenochaetales; Hymenochaetaceae. Bases 187 to 1341 code for a protein of 384 amino acids. The record is from RefSeq and is a predicted model, not a curated record. The transcript has 9 exons. Gene Ontology annotation, cellular component: cytoplasm.
CUGACCUCAUCCACCAAGCACAAGACUUAGACUUCAGACGAACAUUGAAACAACACUCAAGACAUUGAGUCGAGUAACAUAGAUUUGAGAGAAAGGCUAUAACCCUUUUAUUCGCAUAAAUUCUACUUCUGCAGAACUUCAAGUGCAUAAACAAUUACGUAUCCGCCCUCCGAUUGAUAUAGAACCAUGUCUGAUGACGAGGAUAUCCCGACUCUUCUCGACCAUUCAGAGGAUAAUUCCAAGCGAGAAGACGGACGUGUGCCAUGUACACUGAUUUCGGGCUUCCUUGGAGCAGGGAAGAGUACGCUACUCAAGAGAAUCCUGACAGAACGUCAUGGAUACCGAAUAGCUGUUAUUAUGAACGAGUUUGCGGACACUGCUGAUAUAGAAUCUAGAGCAAUUAAUAUCUCAUCACAAGGGAGUCCAGGAGACUUAUCAGAAGAAUUCCUUGAAUUACCGAAUGGGUGUUUAUGCUGUAGCAUCAAAGAUACAGGACUUGCGGCUAUUGAGAAACUCAUGGAGAAGAAGGGUGCAUUUGAUUACAUCUUGUUGGAGACGACUGGUUUGGCUGACCCAGGUCCAAUCGCUGCUAUGUUUUGGCUAAACGAAGAAUACGUGUCUGAUCUCGGUCGUGAUAUUUACUUGGAUGGCGUCGUAUGCGUCGUAGACGCGGUCUUUGGAGAGAAGCAAAUUGACGAGGACGAGUCAUCGGACAACAAUGGAACUAGCCUGCGUCAGAUCGCCGCUGCAGACGUCGUACUGUUAAACAAAACAGAUAUUGCUGAAAGGGACGUCGUCACUCGGUUAGACAACAGAAUACGCAGUAUAAACCCCACCGCGGCAGUCUACCACACUGUGCUUGCUCAGAUAGACCUCAAAUACGUCAUUGGGAUUGGUGCUUAUUCUGCGAAACCGCCCUCCUUGGCGAACGAUAUCCCGGAAACACAUACCCAUGAUGAGAACUGUGAAGAUGGUCAUGGCCAUUCCCAGGCACACCACCAGGAUAUUACGAGCAUGCAAGUUCGCUGUUCUCACCUGUCAUCUGUGCAAAUCCAGAGACUCGACGAAUGGAUCCGUACCGUGUUAUGGGAGGGUAGACUUCCGGAGGACUCUCCGAAAGACGAGAAGCAUGAGCUUGAAGUUCUACGCUGCAAGGGGACGUUUGCCUCGCAGAGUGGUGAACAGUAUGUGUUGCAAGGUGUGAGGAGCUUGUACGAGAUUACGAAGGUGGAGGAAGGCUCAAGUAUGGGCGUACCGGAAGAGGGAAAGCUAGUCUUCAUUGGAAAAGGAUUAGAUAGUAGAGUGAAAGAUAGCUUGUCGACAGUUUUGGGGUUGACAUAGAUGGCAAACACAACUUGUUACCUAACUAAUCACACAACAAAGAAGUCGCUGAUACCACAUUUUGGCAGGUCACUAUUCUAUCGUACCUUUCUUUCGCCAUAGCUACUUAAUACGUUUGUACCCCAAAGUUGCUUCCAAAUUAGGAGAAGUAACUACUAAUUUCUACAGAUUACUCAAGCUCUC